This is a messenger RNA of Haliotis rubra (blacklip abalone), 1227 nucleotides long. RefSeq lists its product as uncharacterized. The record is from RefSeq and is a predicted model, not a curated record. NCBI's taxonomy places the organism in Eukaryota, Metazoa, Mollusca, Gastropoda, Lepetellida, Haliotidae. The transcript is spliced from 6 exons. The coding region runs from base 425 to 1036 and encodes 203 amino acids.
CGCUGAAGGGGAGAUCAGUCCCAGAUGUGACAAAAGAAAGUUUAGCUAUCUUGGUUUACAUGUACAGAUUCGAAACGUGUCGGGAGUUUGGGAAUCGGAUUGUCCUGUAGAAACAGUAAGAACGUAGUGUAAAACACAGUGAGUGAGUCUAGUUUUAUGCCGCACUCAAGCAUGGGUUACUGAAGAUCAAUUCUAAACCGGAUCUUCACGGGUUGUGAAGCACAGACCUUCAAUAAUAGUUCCUCUCUGUCAGUGUGUGUGCGUGUGUAUUUGUGUGCGUGUGCAUGAGCGUGCGUGUAUGUGUUUGUAUGUGUGCAUGAGCGUGCGUGCGUGCGUGUGUGUGUGUGUGUGUAUAACGCUAUACUAUUAAUCGUGUGUAUCAGUAGUGUAUAUAACAACAUAACAACCAUAAAUUGAAAGGGGCAUGAGCAGAAGGCGUAUUUUCUUUGUGGUUAUUUUUGUGUUCAUACAACCCAAGGUUGGAACGGGUAUACUGAAAUGGACCUUCAGACUUCAGAAGAAUAGUGGCGUGGUGUCGUUUGAAGAUGAGGACCUCCACGUCCACUGUGAUCUGUCCGAAGCUGAUGCUGCAUACGAUCACACUGGCAGAGUAGGGGUGGAGGAGAUUAGAGAGCGGACCGUAACAGCUGCCACACAGACUAGGGUCGGUCCCCGGACAUACCUAGCAGAUCCUGACACUCUGGAACCGGUCACAAAUGUCAGCCUUGGUGUUCCAGUCAAACUGGUGGUCAAGCUUCCAGAAGGGGAUGGCAUAGUCAAUCCGUUCUUUAAUCCUCGAAAUUGUCAAGCUGCAUCUCCAGAUGGAAAUGUCACUGUACAACUGACUGACGACUCAGGUUGUUCUGUGAGGAUAGGCAUUGGCUUUGGGACAAUGAAGAGUAUCUCUCGUGUGAUCCAGUCGAGGACAUUUCCCAUGUUUUAUCUGCCAGGCUACACAGAAGUGGUGUUCAGCUGUACCCUUGUACCCUCGUCUAGUUUCACAGCUGCUCCAGCGUAUUGUCCGUACAGAGGAUGAGGCAUUCGCAAAUGGACGCAUAGCAUGAUGGGUCAUUAUACAAGAUAAAGCCAGCGAGGCAUUCAUGGAAGCCAGCCAACAAUAUUUGAUUAACUACUGAUCUGACAUAACAGCUAAUACGAGCUCUGAAUUUAGCUGGCCCUCACAGAGUAACACAACCUGUUUAAUCAAAAUAAAUAAAAGUAUCACAG